UUAGUACCUUUUGUGAUUUAAAGGGGAUUUCCAUUUAGAGAGGAAUCAAUUUCGAAUCCCUAUCUUCAAGGUGCUUAGAUCGAAUGCAGGAAGAGAAAAUAAUGGAGUCGAAAGAGGAGGCGGAGGUGAUCCACUGUUGGUCCGCUCCACGGUCGCUCAGUACCAGUCUCAUGUACUCUUUUGCUCAGAGAGAUGAUAUAGAAGUUCUUGACGAACCCCUUUAUGGGAACUUCUUGCGUGUGACCGGUGUUGAAAGGCCUUACAAAGAAGAGCUUCUGUCAAAAACUGAGUUGGAUGGGAACGAUGUUGUGAAAGAUGUAAUCUAUGGCCCAGGAGUGAAAAAGUAUCGGUUCUGCAAGCAUAUUGCAAAACACCGGCUGCCUGGUUUGCCAAAUGAGCUGACGAAGAAGGGUAGGCAUUUCAUAUUAAUUAGACACCCACUUCAUAUUUUGCCUUCCUUUGACAAGGUUGUGUCUUCAACAUUUUUUGAGCUGGGCUUAUCAGCUCUGGUAGCUAUAUACGGUGAACUCUGUGAACUGGGGAAACCUCCAACUGUUAUUGAUGCUUCAGAACUUCAAGAAAAUCCCGAGGUCGUCUUACGCUAUCUUUGUGAAGAAUUGGACAUUCCUUUCCAAGCUGCAAUGCUGAAGUGGGAGGCUGGUCCAAAGCCAAUAGAUGGUAUUUGGGCCCCAUGGUGGUAUGGAAGUGUACAUAAGUCGACAUGCUUUACACCACCAAGGAAAUAUUUUUCGCCAUUUCCGUCAUCUCUGUAUGACUUGCUAGAGCAGAGUUUACCAUUCUACAAUCUGCUUAAAAGUCAUAAUAAGGGACUUUCUAGCUUAAAAGCACGGGUUCCAGUCCCCAAGCUUCCUUUUCCUGCCAAUGAGAAACUGUUCGCAUGGGUUGGUGACGAGAUUGUUCCACGUGAUAGUGCCAAGGUUUCAGUGUUUGAUUCAGUCGUCCAAGGCGGUGAUUCUGUAUGGGAGGGAUGUCGUGUAUACAGUGGCAAGCUAUUUAAGCUUGAAGAUCAUUUAGACAGGUUAUUUGAUUCUGCAAAAGCUUUGAACUUCAAGAACAUGCCUACUCGUGAAGCGGUUAAAGAAGCCCUCUUUAAAACACUUAUUAUAAAUGGAAUGUUCGAUAAUGCACACAUCAGGCUGAGCCUGACUCGUGGGAAAAAGGUUACUUCAGGGAUGAGCCCAUCUUUUAAUCUCUAUGGAUGCACCUUGAUUGUUCUUGCUGAAUGGAAACCACCUGUCUACGACAAUGCAAAGGGUAUCACUCUUGUAACGGCAACUACUCGCCGUAAUUCUCCAAAUAAUUUGGAUUCAAAGAUUCAUCACAACAACUUGCUCAAUAACAUCCUUGCAAAGAUUGAAAGCAAUAAUGCAAAUGCAGAUGAUGCCAUAAUGCUUGACAAGGAUGGUUAUGUGUCAGAAACAAAUGCUACAAACCUUUUCUUAGUGAAGAAAGGAUGUGUUAUGACGCCUGAUGCUGACUACUGUCUCCCUGGAGUAACUCGUGCAACUGUAAUUGAUCUAGUAAAGAAGGAGAAUAUCAAUAUAAAAGAGCGGCGAAUCAGCUUAUCAGAGUUCCAUACUGCAGAUGAGGUUUGGACUUCAGGGACAAUGGGAGAAAUAACUCCAGUUGUGAAGAUCGAUGGACGUAUUGUUGGUGAUGGACAAGUUGGACCAAUUACACAAAGGUUGCAAGAAUCUUAUAAAAAGUUGGCAGAAGUGUCUGGUGUCGUCAUACCUAAACCUAUAUGAAGGCUUCGGAUUUUCUAUGGUAAAGGGUAAUUGUUGGUCAAAAAUGCGCUUGACAACGGUUUUCUAACAUCUGGUUACUUUAUUCACUUAUUUGGCUGCAAUGCUUGUCUAGAAUAUAUCAGUUUUUAUAUGAACGAGUCCACACACAAUGCGAUAACAUUUAUUACUUUUCAUACAAGUCUACAGCAAAUCUAUUGUCGACAUUGUUAAUGUCGCGAUGGUUGUUUAUGGUAAAUUAGUACCCUAAUAAAUCUUAAUACAUUGUACUGUAACCAUUAAAUUGGCGACUGAUUUAGCCUACAUUUCUUUUAUGUGAUGUGAUCUCUAUGAAAGCUGUGAUUGUACCAUUUCAUUGACUUUGUUUAGAAGCACCAUUUAUCUACUUU
Impatiens glandulifera is the source of this 2155-nucleotide messenger RNA. RefSeq names its product branched-chain-amino-acid aminotransferase-like protein 1. The coding region runs from base 84 to 1769 and encodes 561 amino acids. NCBI's taxonomy places the organism in Eukaryota, Viridiplantae, Streptophyta, Magnoliopsida, Ericales, Balsaminaceae. Gene Ontology annotation, molecular function: catalytic activity. The record is from RefSeq and is a predicted model, not a curated record. Gene Ontology annotation, biological process: carboxylic acid metabolic process. The transcript has 20 exons.